Messenger RNA from Suillus paluster, 159 nucleotides. RefSeq lists its product as uncharacterized. The record is from RefSeq and is a predicted model, not a curated record. Lineage: Eukaryota; Fungi; Basidiomycota; Agaricomycetes; Boletales; Suillaceae. The annotation marks the transcript as partial. The transcript has a single exon.
CAGAUCCUUAGCAUCACGGCCGACAAUGCCUCAAGCAACGAUACCAUGAUUACCGAGCUCGCGGACAUGGUGGGCCACUUUGGCAGCAAAACAGCACGGACCCGCUGUUUCUUGCAUAUAGUCAAUCUCAUAGCCAAAAGCCUACUUAAACAAUUUGAC